AUGAGCGACUCUAAUAAGGAUAACGAGCAUGACAUUGAGAAUAUUCUUAAUCAAUUUUCGGAGCAAGACAUAAUUAGAAAUUUAUUGUUUGAAAGUCUUAAAAGAGAGAAGGAAUUGAAGAGAUUGUUGAAUGAGCAAUUGAUUAUUAAUGAUAAGUUGAAAAUCGAACUGGAAAUAGAGAAAAGGAAGACUUCCAUUAAAGUUGAGUCAUCAUCAGAUGAAUCAGAAAAGUCUUAUGAAAACCGUCAAAAAAUAGAGGAAGCACAUCCAAGCGAAGAAGAUCUAAAAGACACAUUCGGUACAAAUAGUGGACUGCUGAUGCAAUACAAAUAUGACGACCUUCGAGAAUCAUACACGAGAUGUGUCAAGAAGCUCAAUAAAAAGAACAAGCAAUUAAAGAAAAUUCUCCAAGACGCUGAAUACCAAAGAUUCUUGAACAUUCAAUUGAAAUCUGAUAAUGAGAAUCUUCACGAGAAAAUCAAGAAAAUAUGUCAUCGAUAUUUCAUGCUAAUGGAUAGAAGAUGCGAGGAGGUUCGCAAUUUAAAAUUGUAUACCUUAAUUGCAAAAUAUUGAAUUUGAUAUGCUCAUUUUUUCAGAAAAAUAUGUUAGAGAAUCAAAUUGAAGAGCUUCAGAUGCAUCUGAAGAAUUGUGAGGAUUCAAAUGCGAAAUUCUAUAGCAAAAGUUCAAAUUUAUUAAAAUAUUAGUAUAUACUUUCUCCUGCUCCUUCUACUGCCACCUUGGUUUAAAUCCAACAUGAACUCCAGUCGAAGACUUCAAAGUCAUUUGCGUCAUUAUCUUAAGUUCUACAUCACUCUUAGUUAAUUCAAAAUUCCUCAAAAUAUUGCACAUUGUGCUUUUAAGUUCCAACAUAGCAAACUUCUGACCAAUACAGUUUCUCUGACCAGCACUAAAUGGAACAUAAACAAAAGCAUUCUCGUUUUUCAAAACUUUAUCAAGGAAUCGUUCAGGCUUGAAUUCUUCUGGAUCAUCAAAAUAUAAUGGAUCUCGGUUUGCAUGAUAGAUUGACAAGUUGACAUUAACAGUGGCUGGAAUGAUUUUCCCAUCGAAAUCUAAAUCUUCAUCCAUACUUCUCCCAAUCAUUGGAACUGGUGGAUACAACCUUAAUGAUUCUUUAAUGCAGCAUUCAAGGUACUUCAUAUCAAGUAACUGAUUAUAAGUGGGAUAAACAUCUAAAUCGUCUCCAACAAUUUUAUUUACUUCCUCAUAGACUUUCUGCUGAGCUUCUGGAUGUUGUGACAAAAGAUAAAGUGUAAAUGUUGUUGCUGCUGUGACUGUGUCAUGUCCUUCAAACAUAAAAGUAUCAACUUCUUCAGCAAUCUCUGCAUUUGUUAAAGGUUGGCCAUUUACAGUUGAUUUCAACAAGACAUCCAGCAAAGCUAAUCUUUUCUUCAUCCCAACAGAUUCAUCAUCCAGAUCUGGAAUUUCUAUAUCUUCAUUUACAAUCAUCUCGCGACGUUUUUCAAUAAUAUUUCUAGUAAAUCUAUGAAGCACUUCAAGAUACUUAUCAUAAAGUACCUUAUCUUUUGAGAGAUUGAAGAUAACAUCAGGUCGUUUCCAGAACUGCAUCAUUCUAUUUGUGAUAACUGCUCGCACAAAAUCAAUUUGAGGACAAGAACUUGCUAAAAUAAUCGGUUCAUGUAGUGGCUCUUGAUGCUGAUUACGAUUAAAAUGUUGAAAUUGUGGAUGAUUUCGAUGUGAAUGACCGAAAUGAUUUCGAUUAUUCUGAUUGUGUCGUUUGCCAUAAAAUCGUCUAUGCUGUGCCAUAGAUUCAUGGAUUAAGAGUAUCAAACUAAUCAACUGGAAAUUUGUAGAAUACAUUAUUGUAUGUUAAAUUAAUUUAAAGAAGUUCCUUUACUUUAUAAAGUUCCAUUUUACGGGAUGUAAUUUAUUUUUAAAAAAAGAAUAGCUUUGCUUUCCAAAAAGUUCUCAACUGUGAUUGCUUAUAAUGUAUAUUGAUGACUGAAUACUCGCUUCAAUUGUAUAUAUUUAAGAAAAAAAUUAAGAGAAUAAGCAACAAAAGUGCUGCCUUAGAAAAAGAGAAAAACUUGAAUAAUUUUAAAGUGUCUGAAUGCUUUUAACUUAAAAUAAUUAACUCAGUUCAUCUUCCAAUACAUGCUUAGUGCUUCCAAUCAGCCCAGUGUGAUUCACUGUCAAAUUGACGAUUGUGGAUGAAUUUCUCAAGUCUUUCGCCUCGUUCAAUCAACUCAUUAAUCAUAAAAUCAACUUGACGAGCAUGUUCUUUAAAGUCCUUGAUGUGGUUUUCAAUGAAUACCUUUUCAACCUUGGAUUUCGCUUUUGUGUCCAAAUAACUCUCUAGCUGAGAGAAUAGAUUCUUAAAAUGACCUCCAACUAUGUCCAAAUGUGUUGAAAUUUCGAAUGACGUUGAUAUGUUUUGUUCAUUGCUUUCGUCUAAUGAUGUUGAGGCUGGCGUAUAUACAUCAUCAUCAUGGCUAUUGUUAUUUUCUUCCUCAAUGCGACUGAAUUGUUGUAAGCUUUCUGGAGAAAGCAGCGCAGAAACUUGCAAGGAAAUACAUGAUUCGGUGUUUCGUCUAAUUAGCUUCUCGUUACUUGGUUUUCUUAUUAAAGGAAUUCCAUUUGGCCAACGAGUCUGAACUUUUGGUGCUAUAUUUGAAUAUUGCUGU
Chironomus riparius is the source of this 2663-nucleotide messenger RNA. The record is from the annotation of a GenBank genome assembly. NCBI's taxonomy places the organism in Eukaryota, Metazoa, Arthropoda, Insecta, Diptera, Chironomidae.